Molecule: messenger RNA, 3163 nt
Organism: Chrysochloris asiatica (Cape golden mole)
Lineage: Eukaryota; Metazoa; Chordata; Mammalia; Afrosoricida; Chrysochloridae
Gene: MEIS1
Product: Meis homeobox 1
Exons: 13
Coding region: 445-1617 (390 amino acids)
Biological process (GO): animal organ morphogenesis; angiogenesis; hemopoiesis
Molecular function (GO): RNA polymerase II cis-regulatory region sequence-specific DNA binding; DNA-binding transcription activator activity, RNA polymerase II-specific
Source: RefSeq, a predicted model, not a curated record
AUUUGAGGUGUUCUGACCAGAAGAAGACAGAGCGGAUGAUCAUUCAUUCACCACGUUGACAACCUCGCCUGUGAUUGACAGCCGGAGUGGCAGAAAGCCAUGAGAUUUGGUAGUUGGGUCUGAGGGGCGCUCUUUUUUUUUUUUUUUUUUUGUAAACUGAAUUUUGGGGGAGAGAAGAUCUGCUUUUCUUUCUUUCUUUUUUUUUCCCCCCGCUGCUGUCUUGGAAACGGAGCGCUUUUAUGCUCAGUGACUCGGGCGCUUUGCUUCAGGUCCCAUAGACCGAAGAUCUGGGACCGGUAGCUCACGUUGCUGGAGACAUUAAGGAUUUUUCGCCGUGCUUUUUUUUUUUUUUUUUCCGGGGGAGUUUGCUUAUUUGUUUCUUUUCACACUGGCCUUAAAGAGGAUAUAUUAGAAGUUGAAGUAGGAAGGGAGCCAGGGAGGCCGAUGGCGCAAAGGUACGACGAUCUACCCCAUUACGGGGGCAUGGACGGAGUAGGCAUCCCCUCCACGAUGUAUGGGGACCCGCAUGCUGCCAGAUCUAUGCAGCCGGUCCACCACCUGAACCACGGGCCUCCUCUGCACUCACAUCAGUACCCGCACACAGCUCACACCAACGCCAUGGCCCCCAGCAUGGGUUCCUCGGUCAAUGACGCUUUAAAGAGAGAUAAAGAUGCCAUUUAUGGACACCCCCUCUUCCCACUCUUAGCACUGAUUUUUGAGAAAUGUGAAUUAGCUACUUGUACCCCCCGCGAGCCGGGGGUGGCGGGCGGGGACGUCUGCUCCUCAGAGUCAUUCAAUGAAGAUAUAGCUGUGUUCGCCAAACAGAUUCGCGCAGAAAAACCUCUAUUUUCUUCUAAUCCAGAACUGGAUAACUUGAUGAUCCAAGCCAUACAAGUAUUAAGGUUUCAUCUGUUGGAAUUAGAGAAGGUACACGAAUUAUGUGACAAUUUCUGCCACCGGUAUAUUAGCUGUUUGAAAGGGAAAAUGCCUAUCGAUCUGGUGAUAGACGAUAGAGAAGGAGGAUCAAAAUCAGACAGUGAAGAUAUAACAAGAUCAGCAAAUCUAACCGACCAGCCCUCUUGGAACAGAGACCAUGAUGACACGGCAUCUACCCGUUCAGGAGGAACCCCAGGCCCCUCCAGUGGUGGCCACACAUCACACAGUGGGGACAACAGCAGUGAGCAAGGUGAUGGCUUGGACAACAGUGUAGCUUCCCCCAGCACAGGUGACGAUGAUGAUCCAGAUAAGGACAAAAAGCGUCACAAAAAGCGUGGCAUCUUUCCCAAAGUAGCCACAAAUAUCAUGAGAGCGUGGCUGUUCCAGCAUCUAACACACCCUUACCCUUCUGAAGAACAGAAAAAGCAGUUGGCACAAGACACGGGACUCACUAUCCUUCAAGUGAACAAUUGGUUUAUUAAUGCCCGGAGAAGAAUAGUGCAACCCAUGAUAGACCAGUCCAAUCGAGCAGUAAGUCAAGGGACACCGUAUAACCCCGAUGGACAGCCAAUGGGAGGUUUCGUAAUGGACGGUCAGCAACACAUGGGAAUCAGAGCACCAGGACCUAUGAGUGGAAUGGGCAUGAAUAUGGGCAUGGAGGGGCAGUGGCACUACAUGUAACCUUCAUCUAGUUAACCAAUCGCAAAGCAAGGGGGAAGGCUGCAAAGUAUGCCAGGGGAGUAUGUAGCUCGGGGUGGUCCAAUGGGUGUGAGUAUGGGACAGCCAAGUUAUACCCAACCCCAGAUGCCCCCCCAUCCUGCUCAGCUGCGUCAUGGGCCCCCCAUGCAUACGUACAUUCCUGGACACCCUCACCACCCAACAGUGAUGAUGCAUGGAGGACCGCCCCACCCUGGAAUGCCAAUGUCAGCAUCAAGCCCCACGGUUCUAAAUACAGGAGACCCAACAAUGAGUGGACAAGUCAUGGACAUUCAUGCUCAGUAGCUUAAGGGAAUAUGCAUUGCCUGCAAUGGCGACUGAUUUCAAAUCAUGUUUUUUCUGCAAUGACUGUGGAGUUCCAUUCUUGGCAUCUACUUUGGACCAAGGAGCAUCCCUAAUUCUUCAUAGGGACUCUUAAAAAGCAGGAAAUACCAACUGAAGUCAAUUUGGGGGACAUGCUAAAUAUAUAAGACAUUAAGAGAACAAAGAGUGAAAUAUUGUAAAUGCUAUUAUACUGUUUUCCAUAUUACGUUGUUGCUUAUAGAUUUUUUAAAAAAAAAUGUGAAAUUUUUCCACACUAUGUGUGUUGUUUCCAUAGCUCUUCACUUCCUCCAGAAGCCUCCUUACAUUAAAAAGCCUUACAGUUCUCCUGCAAGGGGCAGGAAGGUCUGAUUUGCAGGAUUUUUAGAGCAUUAAAAUAACUAUCAGGUAGAAGAAUCUUUCUUCUCGCCUAGGAUUUCAGCCAUGCGCGCUCUCUCUUUUUCUCUCUCUCUUUUCCUCUCUCUCCCUCUUUCUAGCCUGGGGCUUGAAUUUGCAUGUCUAAUUCAUUUACUCACCAUAUUUGAAUUGGCCUGAACAGAUGUAAAUCGGGAAGGAUGGGAAAAACUGCAGUCAUCUACAAUGAUUAAUCAGCUGUUGCAGGCAGUGUCUUAAGGAGACUGGUAGGAGGAGGCAUGGAAACCAAAAGGCCGUGUGUUUAGAAGCCUAAUUGUCACAUCAAGCAUCAUUGUCCCCAUGCAACAACCACCACCUUAUACAUCACUUCCUGUUUUAUGCAGCUCAAAAACAUAGACUGAAGAUUUAUUUUUAAUAUGUUGACUUUAUUUCUGAGCAAAGCAUCGGUCAUGUGUGUAUUUUUCCAUAGUCCCACCUUGGAGCAUUUAUGUAGACAUUGUAAAUAAAUUUUGUGCAAAAGGACUGGAAAAAUGAACUGUAUUAUUGCAAUUUUUUUUGUAAAAGUAGCAGUUUGGUAUGAGUUGGCAUGCAUACAAGAUUUACUAAGUGGGAUAAGCUAAUUAUACUUUUUGUUGUGGAUAAACAAAUGCUUGUUGAUAGCCUUUUUCUAUCAAGAAACCAAGGAGCUAAUUAUUAAUAACAAUCAUUGCACACUGAGUCUUAGCGUUUCUGACGGAAACAGUUUGGAUUGUAUAAUAGCGCCAAUCCCAGUUGUAGUCCUUUGAGUGCAGUAAUGAAAUCUGAAUCUAAAAUAAAAACAAGAUUAUUUUUCUCA